AUGCCUGCGCUAAAACUAAAUAAAGAACUUUAUACGCAAAUCACGCGAUUAAAAUUAUGUGAAAAAACUAAUACAAGUGUUAAGUUUAUAUUAGAAAAAUCACCAUUUAAUGAUGAUGACGAUGAUGACGAUGAGCAAGUUACCGAUGCAAACUCAAAAGAUACUCUUAUUAUUGGAAGAAUAUUUCCAAAUUCCGAGAUAUAUAGAGAAGGUGCAUUUAGAAUAGAAAUAAAAUUACCAGAAACAUAUCCGUAUGACGCUCCUGAAGUUCGUUUCCUUACACCAAUUUAUCAUCCUAAUGUUAGCAUAUGUGGUCAAUUUUCUUAUGAAAUGCUAAACAAAAGCGUUCGACGGUGGCACACACAUUCUUUAGUUGAAUUUGUAAAAACUGUUGUCGAUCGCAUCGAUCAUCCUGAUAUUGAUUAUUCACUAAGUUUAGAGUUAGGCAGAGAGUAUAUGGAGAAUCGACUUGAAUUCAAUCGUAAGGCACUCGCAGUCGUGAGAACCCAUGCAUUACCACGAAAUUAA
Messenger RNA from Adineta steineri, 528 nucleotides. Lineage: Eukaryota; Metazoa; Rotifera; Eurotatoria; Adinetida; Adinetidae. The record is from the annotation of a GenBank genome assembly.